UCACUUGGGCCUUCCAGAUGGGAUGCUGAGGUGAGCGGAGUGUUGCCAGCACGCUCAGAGGCCACCCUUCUUCCAUUUGCCAGUCCAACAUGGAAGCCCCUCUUGUAAGCCUGGAUGAAGAGUUUGAAGAUCUGAGGCCAUGCUACAUAGCGGAUAGGGAAGAGAAAGCUCAUUAUUUCUAUGGCUCUACAGCUCAGCUCUUGGAAGAUCCUUCUCUUUCUGAGCUUGAGAACUUCUCUUCUGAGAUCAUCAGCUUCAAGUCCAUGGAAGAUUUGGUCAAUGAAUUUGACGAGAAGCUCAACAUUUGCUUUCGGAAUUACAAUGCCAAAACAGAGAACUUGGCUCCUGUGAAAAACCAUUUCCAGAUCCAGGAAGAAGAGGAGAAUCUGCAGGAUGAAGAGUAA
Molecule: messenger RNA, 404 nt
Organism: Pseudonaja textilis
Lineage: Eukaryota; Metazoa; Chordata; Lepidosauria; Squamata; Elapidae
Source: RefSeq, a predicted model, not a curated record